Messenger RNA from Durusdinium trenchii, 801 nucleotides. NCBI's taxonomy places the organism in Eukaryota, Dinophyceae, Suessiales, Symbiodiniaceae. The record is from the annotation of a GenBank genome assembly.
AUGCCUGCUUUUGAGGCCUUCUACUGUAGCAGUUUGAACUGGUUGAAAUCAGUGCAUCGUUCGAUGCAUCAAGUAUAUUUAGCGCUUUGUUCGGGACUCAGAUCCAAAGCAGUUUGUCUCGCCAUGCAUGUUCCUCAUGGACCAGCUUCGUGGCCGGUGGGGCUUCUUUGGGUGAAACGUUCCUCGCUCCGCAAGCCAUGCCUGGGCCCAACGCGCUGGACGGUUUUGGUAUCCAACAUUCAAGAAUGGCGGCGGCAAGCGGCGCAUGGUCGUACUUUCAUCGACGUUGAGGAAGAAGUCAAGUCGACUCUUCACACAGGCGAAUUUGGCAUUGCCCGGACUGGUGAAGAUGCGAACACGGCGGCCAAGUCAGCUCUACAAGCCGUCACAAAAUGGACGAAGCAGACAAAGCAAGCAAGUGUCCUGCUGAUAUCUUCAGAGUUUGGGUAUCCCUUCCGCCUGCAAGCUGCAGGGUUAGACCUCAGGGACAUAGGCAAAGUCAUUGUCAUUGGAGAAGUACCAAGGGUUAACAUGCUAAAAAUGCUGAAAGAUGAUUGGGGCAUGGAUAAAGACUUGGCAGAGAUGUUCUACAACUACUUCGGUGGCGACAUUUACACCACCAAGCAGGCUUUGGAGAGCCUCAUGCGGAAGAGGGACAACUUUGACCCCUUUGCAGUUAUGCAAUGCCCCGGCUGCCUUCGUGUGUGGAAAAUGCAGCGGCCAGGGCUCACCUCGAGAACAUCGCGAAGCAAGGCUUCUCUUUGGUGCAGAAUGCGGAGACAGACGGAGGUGCAAAAAUGA